GCUCAGUCACUAAUGGCGUGUCUUCCUGUUACACACGUUAAAUCGUCAAAAUGGCUAAGAAAAAAGGCGACGAAAAAGUGAACCAAACACCUCAGAGUGAUAAUGAAGAACAGAAUUUUGACGAGGAGCCAGACUUUGACGAUCCAGAGGGUUUUGUUGACGAUAUUCCCGAUGAAGAGUUGUUGGCCGACCUUUUAGAACAGAAACCUAAGGAAUCUGAUAGUUAUGAAAACGUGGUCGUUGUCGACGGAUGCCCGCAGGUCGGGCCCGAGCGGCUUGAGAAGCUUCAGAGCGUAAUAAACAAGAUAUUCAGCAAGUUCGGGAAGAUCGUCAAUGAGUAUUAUCCAACCAGCGAGAAUGGAAACACGACUGGUUACAUUUUCUUGGAGUACAGCAACCCGCAAAAUGCUGCCGAAGCUGUGAAAGCAACUAAUAACUGUAAAUUAGAUAAGCAGCAUACAUUCUUAGUGAACUUGUUCACUGAUUUUAAGAAGUAUUCAGAUAUUCCUAAAGAAUGGGAGCCACCAGCACCUCAACCGUUCAAGGUCCAAUCAGACCUGCAAUGGUACUUGAUGGACCCUGAUGCAUAUGACCAGUUCCUGGUUGGUAUUGGAACUGGUGUGGCUCUGCAGGUGUGGCAGAAUGCCUUGCCUGAACCCCUACUCAUGCAGGAGAGACCGAACUGGACGGAGACCUAUGCUGCAUGGUCACCUUUGGGCACCUACCUUGCAACCUUCCAUUGGCGAGGUGUAGCACUAUGGGCAGGCCCUAAGUUCUCCCAGUUCCAGAAGUUCUUCCACCCGGAAGCCCGGUUCAUCUCCUUCUCACCGUGUGAAAACUAUGUUGUAACAUUCUCGCCAACGGGAGACCGAGGAGAAGAUAAGAAACUCAUUAUUUGGGAUAUCAGAACGGGUCAAGAAAAGCGUAGUUUCCCUCCUCCGGACGAGUAUGUAACGUGGCCAGUGUUCCGCUGGAGCAAGGACGACAGGUACUUCGCCAGACUGGGCCAGGAUGUGCUCUCUGUGUAUGAGACGCCCAGCUUCGGUCUGCUCGACAAGAAGUCCAUCAAAAUACCCGGUAUUAGAGACUUCAGCUGGUCGCCUACAGAUAACAUUGUUGCGUAUUGGGUGGCGGAGGACAAAGACGUGCCCGCGAGGGUAACGCUCCUAGAACUCCCCAACCGCACCGAAAUACGUUCCAAGAAUUUGUUCUCCGUCGCCGAUUGUAAGAUCCACUGGCAGAAGAGCGGCGACUACCUCUGCGUCAAAGUAGACCGUUACUCUAAAGUCAAGAAGGACAAAAAUGACAUCAAAUACUCCGGAAUGUACUACAACUUUGAAAUAUUCCAUAUGAGGGAAAAGGAGAUUCCUGUCGACUCUGUAGAAAUUAAAGAACCAAUUCAAGCGUUUGCUUGGGAGCCUAUUGGAUCCAAGUUCGCGAUCAUCCAUGGAGACACAGCCAACAUCUGCAUCAGUUUCUACCAAGUGAACACGGGGCAGGCGCCGACUCUGUUGAAGAAGUUCGAGCGCCAGCCCUUCAACCACUUGUUCUGGUCGCCGUCUGGUCAGUUCAUCGUGCUUGCUAACCUUGGACUGACUGGUGGAGCUCUGGAGUUCUUGGACACUAAUGACUUCACCAUCAUGAAUGUCUCUGACCAUUACCAGAUGUCUGGCAUUGAAUGGGACCCGACUGGUCGCUUCGUAGUCACCGGCGUGUCUUCCCUCAAGAGCAAGAUCGACACUGGUUACUACAUUUGGUCCUUCCAGGGCAAGAUCUUAAGAAGAGUGAUGAAGGAAGGUUUCGCUCAGUUCAACUGGCGGCCGAGACCGCCGACGUUGUUGUCUGAAAAACAACAAAAGGACAUCAAGAAGAACCUCAAGAAAUAUUACUCGCAGUUCGAGACUAAGGAUCGUAUGCGCAGUAGCAAAGCUAGCAAGGAAUUGGUGGCGAAGCGUACUGAGCAGAUGAAGAAGCACGUUGAGUACCGCGAGCAGAAGGUGCUUGAGUGGAACGAGCAGAAGCCGCGCCGGCUCGAGCUUAGGAAUUAUGUGGAUACCGACGGUCUUGAGAUCGACGGGUCGACGACGGUAGAAGAGGUUGUAGAAUUUUUCGUGAAAGAGGAAAUAACUGUCAUCGAGUAGUCGCCAUUCCGCUCAAACGUUAGAGGUCGGAGUGCGAACACCGACCUCACUGAUAGUCCGGCGAACGGAUAAACAACAUUUUUAAUAAACAAACCACAGAGUAUACAGUUUUUUUGUACCUUCAUCCCGCUUAAGUCACAAAGGCAUUUUAUACGCUACAGACGCAUUAUGUUCAGUGUAAGAUUUCGGUUUAUAAAUUAUACAAUAGGUAAUGUUAAUAGAAAUCAUAUUAAAUUGAUAUGUUACAAAUGGAAAA
Trichoplusia ni (cabbage looper) is the source of this 2397-nucleotide messenger RNA. It is a transcript of the gene eIF3b, whose product is annotated as eukaryotic translation initiation factor 3 subunit B. Gene Ontology annotation, cellular component: eukaryotic translation initiation factor 3 complex. Gene Ontology annotation, molecular function: translation initiation factor binding; translation initiation factor activity; RNA binding. Bases 51 to 2141 code for a protein of 696 amino acids. NCBI's taxonomy places the organism in Eukaryota, Metazoa, Arthropoda, Insecta, Lepidoptera, Noctuidae. Gene Ontology annotation, biological process: translational initiation. The record is from RefSeq and is a predicted model, not a curated record. The transcript has 10 exons.